Messenger RNA from Capsella rubella, 1534 nucleotides. RefSeq names its product PTI1-like tyrosine-protein kinase At3g15890. The transcript has 4 exons. Gene Ontology annotation, molecular function: protein kinase activity; ATP binding. The record is from RefSeq and is a predicted model, not a curated record. Gene Ontology annotation, biological process: protein phosphorylation. Gene Ontology annotation, cellular component: plasma membrane. The coding region runs from base 202 to 1293 and encodes 363 amino acids. Lineage: Eukaryota; Viridiplantae; Streptophyta; Magnoliopsida; Brassicales; Brassicaceae.
GCUUAAUAGACCAAAAUAAAUAAAAAGUCUAUUACGACUAAUUCUCUCGCUCUCUGUUUAUCAAUCUUACAUCGAGACGAAAUUAGAGCUACUUAGGAUUGUUCUAUUUUGCUGUUACCUUCUCCAGAAAAAAAAAACGUACGAGGAAGAAUCUAAAGACAGAGGGAGCUGAUUAUAAUUUUGUUUGGGUUUAUUCGGAAGAUGCAACUUUUUAAUAGCUGUUGUGGAAAAGGAUUUGAAGGGAAGAAGAAGGAAAAGACAGAGCCAUCUUGGAGGAUAUUUUCAUUGAAAGAACUUCAUGCGGCCACUAACAGUUUCAAUUACGAUAACAAGCUCGGUGAAGGUCGAUUUGGUAGUGUGUAUUGGGGUCAGCUAUGGGAUGGAUCACAAAUUGCAGUCAAGAGAUUGAAAGCUUGGAGUAACAGAGAGGAGACUGAUUUUGCUGUGGAAAUCGAGAUUCUUGCUCGUAUUCGUCAUAAGAAUUUGUUGAGUGUUCGUGGCUACUGUGCAGAAGGACAAGAACGUCUUCUUGUAUAUGAGUAUUUGCCCAAUUUGAGCUUGGUUUCACAUCUUCAUGGCCAGCAUUCAGCUGAGUGCCUUUUAGAUUGGAACAAGCGGAUGAAGAUUGCCAUAAGCUCUGCUCAGGCCAUUGCCUAUCUACACCAGCACGCAACCCCACAUAUUAUCCAUGGAGAUGUGAGAGCUAGCAAUGUGUUGUUAGAUUCUGAAUACGAAGCUCGUGUUACAGAUUUUGGAUAUGGUAAGUUGAUGCCAGAUGAUACUGGAGAUGGAGCUACCAAAGCCAAAAGUAGUAAUGGGUAUAUCUCACCAGAAUGUGUUGCAUCAGGAAAUGAAUCAGAAACAAGCGAUGUGUACAGUUUUGGCAUACUUUUGCUGGUACUUGUUAGUGGCAAGAGACCUCUUGAAAGGCUAAAUCCAACAACCACGCGGAGUAUAACCGAGUGGGUUUUACCACUAGUUUACGAAAGGAAGUUUGUUGACAUCGUUGACCAGAGGCUGGGUGAUGAACAUGUUGAAGAGAAGCUGAGAAAAUUAGUCUUGGUAGGGCUAAUGUGUGCUCAGACAGAGACAGAGAAAAGACCAACAAUGUCUGAAGUGGUGGAGAUGCUGAUGAAUGAAUCAAAGGAGGAAAUGUGUGAACUUGAAGCCAAUCCGCUUUUCAAGAAUCCAUUUAGCAGCAACGAAAACAAUAGAGAGCAGGUUGCAGAGGAAAUCUCAGAUGUGAUUUCAGAAGACAAGGAUCAUCAUCAACAACAACAACAACAACCAUAGGAAUGGCUAGGCACAUAAAUUCAUUUUCUCAGAUAAUUUUUUCAUAAUCUUCUGUUCAUAUUUGCUAGUUUUUCUCUAUCACUGGUACAUUGUCCAGAGGCCUUGCUUCUUUUUUUUUGGGUGUGUUUCUUCAUUCAUAAUGAUCACUUAUAUUGGAGUUUGUACGGUGUGGUAUUGGCACAUAAAAGGCAAAUUGUGAUACUUUUGGUUAUUCUUCAAAGAUUGAAUCUUUUCUUCUGGA